AAAGUACUACAUAUACGCAAAAAAAAACAAAAAGCGCACAAAAAGCGUUAAAUUGGCAAAAUUAAUAAAUUCUUUACACACCUACAUACACACACAUUAAACAACUUGAAAAAGGUUAAAAAAAAAAAACCAAAUAAAUUAGCAAAUAAUUGUGAACUUAAGUGCAAUAAAUUUGUGCAGUGUAAAACUGCACUAAAAAUCAACAAUUUCCCAAAGGCCGUUAAAAAUUUUUCAAAAUUUCCACCCUGAUUGGCCGCACGCAAACAACAAUGAUGAAGCGACGUUGGUCGAAUAACGGCGGUUUCGCCUUUCGCAUGCACGAAGAUUCGUCCACCGAAGUCACCUCAUCCUCCAACGGCCUCGUUCUCAGCACCGCACUCUCGCCCUCACCACUCGAUUCGCCCGUCUAUGGAGAACCAGAUCUUUGGUAUGAUGCCGCCUUUAAUGGACAUGGUGGUGGUCACAGCGUGAUCACUGCAGCACAUGGCUGUGCGGCGUUGCUACCGCCACAGACCACUAUAAUACCCUUACCACCAUUGGGCGGUGGCAAUGGCAUCAACAAUAAUAUGAAUGGCAACGCAGCUGGCCACAUUGCUAAUGGCGGAAAUUUCAAUAAUGGCAAUGGUGGAGGCAAUGGCGGUGGCGGUGGUGCUUUGGGACAUGGCCAUCAACUGGGUAACGGGCAUCUUGUUAAUCAGCAGCAAAAUGCACAAAAUAAUAACAAUAAUAAUAAUAAUAAUAUGCAUUUAAAUAACAAUAUGUUGCAUACAACAUUGAAUCAGGGUCUAAUGAACGGUUUGAUGAGUAGUGUAUUAGGUGGAAAUAUGGGAAUGCAACAUAAUGGACUCAACAUGCAGCAGCAUACACCACGCAGCGAUUCGGCAAAUUCGAUAUCAUCAG
Rhagoletis zephyria (snowberry fruit fly) is the source of this 900-nucleotide messenger RNA. RefSeq names its product ecdysone receptor-like. The record is from RefSeq and is a predicted model, not a curated record. NCBI's taxonomy places the organism in Eukaryota, Metazoa, Arthropoda, Insecta, Diptera, Tephritidae.